Penicillium cataractarum is the source of this 1521-nucleotide messenger RNA. RefSeq names its product RUS1 family protein. The transcript is spliced from 7 exons. The record is from RefSeq and is a predicted model, not a curated record. Bases 1 to 1521 code for a protein of 506 amino acids. NCBI's taxonomy places the organism in Eukaryota, Fungi, Ascomycota, Eurotiomycetes, Eurotiales, Aspergillaceae.
AUGUGUUCAACCACCCACUCCAACACCCGAUUGAUGUUCCGGGAAACGGAUGAGGCGGAUAACCCCACAGUCACCUACAUCUAUUCCGAACAGAAGGCGCAAAAGUCGGCUUCCUCGGGUGGGAGGAUCGAUCUUCUAAGCACAACUUCAGAGUCUUCAUUAUGGUCUACAAGGCCGCUCAUCACGUAUCUGAGUGACGUGUUUCUUCCCUCGGGGUAUCCCCAGAGUGUGAGCGAUGACUAUUUACCAUAUCAAAUAUUUGACUCCCUGCAAGCAUUCUGCAGUUCAAUAGCAGGCCUUCUCUCCUCCCGGGCAGUUCUCCAAGGAGUUGGCGUCGGCAAUGCAGACGCCUCCCCAACAUCCGCCCUCCUGCUGCACAUCCUCCAAGACACAUCCGGGCGCAUCGCAACCAUCCUAUUCGCCCACCGCGUUGGCACAGCCCUCGAGCCAGAAUGCAAGACCUACCGCCUCGCCGCGGACGUCUUCAACGAUCUCGCCAUGAUCCUGGAUUGUCUGUCACCCAUGGUGCCGGCAGGCGUUAUGCGAGUAUCGAUUCUUAGUGCGGCGGGCGUAUUACGUGCGUUGUGUGGUGUUGCGGGCGGAAGUUCGAAGGCUAGUUUGAGUGCGCAUUUUGCUAAGUGGGGGAAUUUGGCGGAACUUAAUGCUAAAGACUCGUCGCAAGAGACCGUUAUCUCGCUAAUAGGGAUGCUGGUCGGCUCCGUGGUCGUCUCACACGUCACCGGCUUCACAACAACCUGGAUAGCCCUACUCAGUUUACUAGCCCUCCAUCUCAGCCUCAACUACGCGGCCGUCCGCUCCGUCCAAAUGACAAGUCUAAACCGCCAACGCGCCAAUAUCGUCCUCUCAGCACUCUUCCAUUCAGACACAGACAUAGACCUACGGCAUAGCACCAUUCCCUACGAACCAGACUCCGAUGCCCUAACGGGCUUGACAGUCCUCACGCCUGCACAAGUUUCCGCUCAAGAACGUAUCUCCCACCGUGGCGGCGCUCUGCAGUGGACAUCUCCUUCCAAUGGAUCAACCAAAUACCUAGGAAGCGCUGAGAUAGGUAUCUCGCUGGAUACAUUCUUCAAACACGCCCGGCGGUACAACGCUAGCACAGCCCCAAGCGCCAACACUAGCACAUCCUUCAAAACAACCCUCCCAAUGGAACAUUUAACAUCCAUCUUCGAAAACGAACCAUACAUCCUCUUCCUCUUCCCUCUCCCGGGCAACUCAACCGCAACAUGGCACGCCUCCAUCCUCCUAAAGAAAGGAUGUACCGUGACAGGGCAAUUGAAAGCGUGGGCACACGCGCUUCUGACAGCGAGGAUUUUAUCCGGGCCUGCCCAUUCGAGCGAGGAGCCUCUGUAUGUCUCGGGUGUUGUGGCGGAUGUAUUGGAUAUUUUGAAUGAGAAGGGUCGCUUUGAGGGGUUUCUGGGGGCUUUGGAGAAGGCUGGGUGGGAUGUUGGUGUCGGGGCGUUGGAGACGAGGGGUGGGAGGAGGGUUAGUCUUGAGUGA